AUGUCUCAAAUGCUCCAACAUUCGUCUUUGAGCGCCCUAAUCCGAGUAUGUGUCCAGCGAAGAUACUCACCUUCACCCUGGCACGAUCCUGAAAAAAUCCCCAACCUGCCUUCAGAAAGACAGGCUGUUAAAGGAGAGGAAGGGCCUGUCACAGUUGUCGGAUGGGAUGGCCCCAACGACAUCGAGAACCCACAAAACUUCUCUCCUAUCAAGAAGGUUUUCAUAACAGCCUUCAUCUGUGUCUUCACCUGGUCAAUCUACGUCGGCUCGGCCAUAUACACCCCCAGUCAGCCUGGCAUCGAGGAAGCAUUUGCCGUCAACCACCUCGACUCUACGCUCGGGCUGGCUCUGUACGUGCUAGCAUAUGGGCUGGGGGGUCUCGUCUUCUCGCCGCUCUCAGAAGUCCCGUUGAUAGGACGCAACCCUCCGUACGCCAUAUCGGGCUUGCUGUUUGUGAUCCUUUGCAUCCCAACGUCACUGGUCGACAAUUAUGCUGGUCUCAUGGUCCUCCGCUUUCUGUUGGGCUUCAUGGGCUCGCCUUGUCUGGCCACCGCAGGCGCAACGCUGGGCGAUAUUUGGGCACCAGAGCACUUCCCCUACGCCAUCGGACUCUGGGCUGCGACGACCUCUUGCGGCCCCGCCCUGGGACCGCUCUUGUCGUCCUUCGCCGUCGACGCUCUAGGCUGGAGGUUUUCCAGCUGGGAGCUCCUCAUCAUCUCCGGUUCGGUGUACGCGGUCUUCAUGGUCUUUCUCCCUGAGACGGCCGCCCCGACCAUCCUCUACUACCGCGCCAAGCGACUGAGAGAGCUUACGGGUGACUUGGGCUUCAAGUCACAGCAAGAAACUGACCAGGCACACCUCACCGUUGGUGGGCGGUUGCGAAACUCACUUAUCAAGCCGUGGGAGGUCAAUAUCAAGGAUUGGGCACUGUUGUUCAUGACUCUCUACAUGGGCUUGAUUUAUGCCAUCUUAUACUCCUUCUUUGAGUCCCUUCCACUCGUGUAUCCGGUCAUGUAUGGCUUCUCGCCGACAUCGACGUCACUCAUUUGGCUUGUAACAGCCCCUGCUGUCACAAUCGGCUUCUUCUUCCACUGCGUCUGGCUUUCAAAACGCGUCCAAUCCAAGAUUCAACGUGGCACAUUCGGCGAAUUGGAAGGAUUCCUCGAGAUGGGCGUUGUUGGCGGUAUUCUGAUGCCCUUGUCGCUUUUCAUGUUUGCAUGGACGGCUCGCCCUUCCAUCCACUGGAUGGUUCCCACGACGUCGAUUUUCUUGUACAUGUUAUCCCAGUACUUCAUCACCAAUUCCGUCUUCCUGUAUAUACCCAACAUCUACCCACGGUACGCAGCCAGCAUCUUCGCCGCCAACAGCGUUUCCCGAUCGGCGCUGGCGUUUGCCGCUGUGCUGGUGGGCCGGCCACUGUUCGAGGGCCUCGGAGUCAAUGGAGGAGUCAGUCUUCUGGCAGGCUUGACCGUCAUAUGUGCAGGACUGAUCACUGGCUUGUACUGGAGCUGGGGGAAGAAGCUGAGGGCGAGAAGUAGAUUCGCUACGUCUUAG
Molecule: messenger RNA, 1554 nt
Organism: Capronia epimyces CBS 606.96
Lineage: Eukaryota; Fungi; Ascomycota; Eurotiomycetes; Chaetothyriales; Herpotrichiellaceae
Exons: 3
Coding region: 1-1554 (517 amino acids)
Biological process (GO): xenobiotic detoxification by transmembrane export across the plasma membrane
Molecular function (GO): fluconazole transmembrane transporter activity
Source: RefSeq, a predicted model, not a curated record